CGGGAGGGAAGCGGAGGGCAUAGGAACUUUCUCGAGCUUCUCGCAGCGGUCCCGGGGGUGUGUGCGUGCGUUCCGCAUCCAUUUCUCCCUCGCCGGCGUCGCCGCCACCACACCCCUUCCACUCCUCUUCGUCGCCCCCAUCCCUGCGGCUCCUUUCCAGCCCCGGGCCAGUGCCGGUGGGCGAAGGAACCAGAGCGCGCGCCCCUGCCUCCAUAGCCGCGCAAGGGACAGCAGGCAGCCACGCCGCAGCUUCUCGAAGCUGCACCGCGACCUCAACAAGAAGUGACCGGACGGAGUAGCCGCCGUGGAGUACACGCGAUCUACCGCUCACCCGCGCCGGGGCUACCCCUGGAAGGAAGAACGUGUCUGUGGCGCAUCGAAGAAGAAUACACGUACGACCCGGCCGGGCUCCGCUUUUUCUACCUUUCCAAAGGCGUUUCUCGGGUACUCUUCUGUCUCCUCGGAAAGCGUCGUCUGCAAGUUGGAGGGGGGAAGCCGUGGACUUGAAGACGCGAGAAAGCCGCUGAGCCAGUGAUCCCUCGCCGCCGUCGCCACAAAGGGCUCGCCGAGAGGACGUGCCCGGACACGACGGUCACGAGGAGGAGGACAUGGCCUCUUCCUGGCAGCAGCAGCAGAAGGAGAUGCACCAGCAACAGCGGGAGCUGGAGCAUCAGCAACAGAGGCGCCUUCAGGAGCAGCUAGCCGCCGCUCGCGGCGCCUCGGCACCGCAGCAGCAGCAGCGGGCGGCGUCUUCGACGCCGUCGCCCCGCCAGCCGCCGUCUCCGGCCGGCGUGCGCGUCGUCGAGGUCAAGGCCGACGUCUGGAAGCCGCCCGGCUCCGCCGCGGCGGCGGCCAGGACCCCGGGGCAGCAGCAGCAGCAGCCGUCGCCCCAGUUCCACAAGCACGUGCAGUUCCAGACGCCGCCCUAUCCUGGCCAGGAGACCUCCCCGGCGAUCCAGAGGCCGCAGCCUUCGCCUUCGCCCAAGCCGUACAGACCGCCUCCCGGCGUUGCGGCGGGUACUAGCCAAGUCCAGUACGACCAGCCGUGGUACUCGACGCCGCCGCUGCAGCAGCAUCAGCAGCCUUCUCCGCGGUCUCAGCCCUCGCCGCGACUUGGGGUGGCGGUGCAGCAGCAGCAGCAGCAGCAGCACCACCACCCGGCGCAACUAACGAUCUUGACGACCCCGAACGUAACGAUAUCGACCGGCGCUGGUGGUGUGGGUGUGCCGAGUCCUCGUCGCGUGCCUCUGGACGUGGUGCCGCAGCCGUCGGGACAGCGCGUGUGGUCCGAGGAGCCCGUCUGCGAGUACGUGGAGCCCGGAGGACCCAGCCUGGCGCAACAGAUCGCCCAGCAGUCGCAGGAUUACGUGGACGAAAAGGAGCUCGAGUACCGGCUCGCCAUCCAGCAGCUGCAGAAUGAACAAGAGCGGGUGCAGAAGAAAGUGUUUAUGAACUGGAUAAACAACUUCCUCUCACAGAGAACGCCCCCUUUACGAGUAGACGACGUCAUCGAGGACUUACGAGAUGGCACGAAGCUCUUAGCUUUACUAGAAUGCCUAUCGGGACAAGUGUUGCCGAGGGAACGCGCUCGCAUCCUGCGGAGGCCUCAUUUUCUCAGCAACGUCAACACGGUCUUGCGGUUUUUGGAGCACAGACGGAUCAAGCUUGUCAACAUAAAUGCCACAGAUGUUGUGGAUGGAAAGCCUGCCAUUGUUCUUGGUCUCAUAUGGACUAUCAUUUUACACUUCCAGAUCGAGGAGCACACCCGUCUCCUCGCUGGCUCCCCAGCCUCCUUCGAGGACAGCUCCCUGGAGUCAACCACCCUCCAGGGGCAACUUGCUGCUCAACCCAUCUCUCCGAGGAAGCCGUCCGCUGCGGAGCGAUGGAAGGGGGGCGCUCGCAAGGCACUCCUGCACUGGGUCAAGAACAGCAUCAGCCAGCGGUUUGGUGUCCAAGUUAAUGACUUUGGACCGAGCUGGCGGGACGGCCUGGCCUUCCUGGCCAUCGUACACUGCAUCAAACCUUCCCUGGUGGACCUGGACUCUGCAAAGAAGAUGGACGCUCGAAACCGCCUGGAAAGGGCCUUCUCUCUUGCCGACCGAGAGCUGGGCAUCCCACGGUUACUCGACCCCGAGGACGUGGAUGUUGACCAGCCGGACGAGAGGUCUGUAAUGACUUAUGUGGCCCAGUUCCUGCACAAGUAUCCUGGCACAUAUGCCACGGAGCAGCCUCUCUCGCCCACCGUGUCCUCGCCGACGUCGGCUGCCCCAGGGCAGGACGACCUCUCCGUGCUUGAGUCCUUCCUCAAGCGGGCCGAGACCACCUUGCAGAUCCUCCAGAGGCCACUCACCAACCUACGAGAAGAGUACCAGAGCUACCUGAACCUGUGCCGAGACUUCGACGGGCACCGUGAACUCUAUGCCAGGCUGGAACGUCGUGCAGCUCGAGCAGACAGCACCGUCGUGCUGAGCCAAGCGUGGCCGCUCAUGCAAUCGCGCUGGCACGCAGUCGAAUCCGGACUAGCGCAGUGGCGUAAGCGGCUGGACGCCGCCCUUCCGGGCCGACUGGCGCAGGUUGCGGAGUGGCUGGCGCAGACCGAGGAAAGGCUUCGCCACGACAAGCUCGCUUUGGGACAGAUGGACGCCGCCACCGUAGCCUCUAAACUGGCUGAACACCAGUCUAUCCUAAGUGACCUGGACGAAGUGAAGAAGUGGCUCGCCGACCAGAAAUCGUCGCCGGCCAUCAUGGCCACCGUGGCUCCGGAGCACUUGGCCGACAUCGAGCAGCGGCUCGAAGCCCUGUCCUCGCUCGUCUGCAAACGCCAGCUGCUGCUGGAGAUGGAGCGGCGCAAGCUCGCAUUGAUGGCGCUCGUGCGAUCCGUCGAACAGCACGUCGCCCAGCUGGAACAGAAGCACGGAUCUCGCUCUCAGGUCGAGGAGCUCCUGAGAAGGCACAGGGACCUCCUGGAAAGGGACCAGGUGUUCCAGCAGUUUGACCGCCUCUUCAGGGAGCUCCAAGAGGCCUUGGACAUGUGCCAGAGGGGAUCGGCCCUUGGAUUCCAAGAGGUCGACGACCAGGCCAGGUUCUUGGGUGACAUUCACGACCACUGGACCAAGCUAUCAGCCCGCCUACGCACCUCUGGCAACAUUCUCAGCGAGGUCGUGGUUCAGUGGCAGAAGUAUGACGCCCUCUACAGACCUGUUGUUCAGUGGCUGGAUCAGGCGGAAAUUGCACUCCAGUCCAGUCUUCCUCAGAAACAGGAGUUCUUCCAGGAUCUUCCUUCUUGGAACGAAAAGAAGAAGAAUGUUGUUGAGUCUGGAGACUACCUUGCUGCAACCUGCAGAGAUGAUAUUGCAUCAACUAUCAGAGCCCAAGUUCAUUCCAUCAAGCAACGAUGGGACUCGCUAUAUCCACAGAUGCACCCCUUCCUGAGCAGCGGGGAAUCACUGCGGGCAACGCAGCAGUUCCAGACAGGCCUGGACAACCUCAAGCACUGGCUGCAGCAGGCAGACCACCUCCUCACUGCCCACGUGCCUUGUGAUGUGCCUUCCCUGGAACAGCACGCUGAGGACCUGAAGAGGUUCCAGAACACAAUGGAAGAACAGCGGUCGCAGUACAAAGCCCUGUCCAGAACAGCUCAGGUUCUGGUUCGAGACCUAAGUCGUACAGAAGUUGACAAGAUGAUGGCUGACAUGAAGAAGGAAAAAGAAAACCAGGUUCGCAUGGAAGCACGUUGCUCUCAGCGGCUUUGCACUGUGACCCAAGUGACAUCCCUGGUCCGUGCCCUGGACGCCGACCUGGAUCGUCUGGAUCGCUGGCUCGACAAGGCGGAGGAUGCCAUUGCUACUUACGCUGUGCCGAACACACAGACACUGGUGCUGGAGCAGCUUGAGAAGCACAAGGCAUUCUUCUCUCAACUGGCUCCCAUGAAAGCGCUCCUGACGACGAAAAACAAGACGCAUCGGGAGCUAAGGGAGGAAGUUGGGGCCUGCCCGGGUCUGGACACGUCCAGGGUGGAUGCCAGGAUGGCCCAGCUCAAUGAUCGUUUCCAGAACUGUUCCUCAUUGGCUGAGCAGUGGGAGCGUGCCCUGCAAGAGGCGGCCAACAGGUGGGAGAACAUCAAUGACGCCGAGAAGAAAGCGCUGGACUGGCUCGGCAAAGCAGAGAUGCAUGUCUCUGACAAGAGGGAUCCUGAAGCUGCCAGGGCCUUCUUCAGCAAGCCCUACGAACACAUUUUGCUUCGGGUGAUCCAGACAAGCAAAGAUGUUCUCGCCACUUUGCCUCCUGAAGACCACCCACCUAUCGAGGCCAGGGUUCAGCACAUCAAGGAAAAAUGGAAGGCUGUACAACAGAAGCUGCCUCGGCUCAACGAUGAUGAGCUGUUCUCGGAACUCCGGGAAUCAUUUGACCGAAACCUGGAGACCCUCAGCAAGGAGCUGGACGAAGAGAAGAAGCUCAUUGACAAGGGCGGAAACCUUCGUGUCAUUUUGACACGUCAUGAAGAGUACUUCAACAAGUCCCGGGAGAUGGGCACGCUGCAGGACUGCCUAGAAGAGAUGCAGCAGCUGGCACAGUCAUGCCCCAGCCACCAGGCGCCCCUGUCCGACUGCCAGAGCCGCUUCCGGGUGCUGCACGAGCGCAUUGUCACUACCAACCGCAUCCUUCAAGUGCCCAAGGAUGAGUGGGUCGAGUACUCCAAGAAGUUUAACGGAAUCCUUACCUGGAUGGACCAAGUGGAUCAACGAAUUGAGCAACUCAUGCAGAGCGAUACCAGCUCAGCCUCCGCCUACGAAACGCAGAGAACCGAGUUCUUGGACAUCUGCGAGACAGUCGACGCUCGCCGGGGUGACCUGGACUGGCUGAACCAGCGGCUGGAGUCUCUGGUGCCGGGCAUGGAGCCUGAGGAAGCCAAGAAGGAGAAGGAGCGGCUGGCUGGCUUGGUGGCUCGUUACGGUGCCCUCUUGCCCGUCAUGGAGACCACUACGAUCGUUUCCGAAACCGUCUCCAAGUGCUAUCUGUACCGAGAGGAAGUCACCCAGGUCACGCGCUGGCUGAGAGAGGUGCGAGAGUCCAAGGUGGUCCCUGAAGAAAUUCCUCUUGACAGUCCAGAGAAGCUGGAGCAGAUGGUGCAGAAACAAAAGGAAGUGGUGGAGGAGCUUGAGAAGCGUCAGGGAAGUGUCCUGGAAAGCAUCAAGUCGGGAAAAGACCUGCAAACUGUGAAGGGUGCCCCAGAAUUCGUGUCUAGCGACGUGAAGAAGCUGGAAGAAGAAUGGUCCCAGGUUUACCACGAAGCGAUCGAAAAACUUGACCGUAUGACAAAGGACAGCCAGCGUUGGCAGGAGUUUGAGAAGCUUCGGCAAGACAUUCUGCGGCUUCUGGCUCAGGCCGAGCAGGAGCUAGUCAACAUCGGACUCCUGGCUGACAUGGAGCAGAAGAAGCUGGAACAGUGCAUCAAGGAGAAGCAGGAAGCCGCCAAGAAACUGCAGGAGUCGAUGGACAGCAUGCUUUCCCGGCUGCGAGCUCUGGCCGACGAGCUGUCUGCACAGCUGGGCCCCCAGAGGGAGACCCUGCUGCGUGCCGAGCUGGACAAGACGGAGCGCAAGACAACUACCAUCCUGACCACAGUGCACGAGACAGUACAUCGGCUGGAGACGGCAGCCACCAAGGGCACCGACCUGUCCGACCGCCUGUCCCGCCUCAGCCAGUGGCUGGACACGGCUCAGGACAAGCUGACAGCGGCCACUGAUGGACCGGUACCCGAGCAGCUGGAGGAAGUCCAGGACCUGAGCAAGGAGAUUGAGGCCAAGCGUGAGGUCCUGGAGCAGCUGGAGAAGGAGACGCAGGAGCUGCAGGGUCAGCGGCCGGAGCUGGCCCAGAUGGCCACGUCGCUGCAUUCGCAACUCAAGGAGCUCGACCAGGAGGGCAAGGAGAUGAAGCAGGAGCUCAGCGACCGGCAGAUCCGCAUCGAGGUGCUCCGUGAGCGCACCAUCCAUGAGCGCAAGGAGCUCGAGGACACGGAGGCCAACCUGGACCAGGGCCUGCCCACGCCGGACUCACUCGAGCAGCUCGCCGCCAAGCAGGAGCAACUCCGGAAACUUUACGAAGUCACAAAAAAGAAGAUCGAUGCCCUCUAUGAACUGGCCGCCGAGGCGGGAUCAGAUGAACCAGACCUGCAGCGCACGUUGGCUGAAAUCAUGGAGCGCUGGAAACAAAUCAAGAACAUCUUGGAGGCUUGGCUGGAAUCGCUCGGCAACACGGGCGAGAAGUGGAAAGUCAUCGUGACGCGAGUAGAAGAAGUCGUCACCUGGGUGACCGAGAAAGAGCGGCAGAUGGAAGAACCGCUGAAAGGGACCACACCCCCUGAAAUGGAGAAGCAGAAGGAGUCGCUCAGGAACCUUGCCAACGAAGUGACCCGCAAACAGCAAACCCUGAGUGAAUUGCAGAGCAGCAUUGAACAGCUUGGGCCUGGUUUGUCCCACACUGCAUUGUCAGCCCUGCAUGCUCAGGUUUCUGAGCUGCGGAAGCGUGCCAACGACCUGGCGACCACAGUGCGCCAACUGGUGAGUCAGCUGACUUCUCAACUGUCAGAGCGGGAGGAGCUAAUGCGACGUGUGGAGCUAUGCCACGCGGUGCUCAACCAGCUGAGGCAGGAGGCUGAGGAGGCCAGCGAUAUCAACAUGGGCCAGCUGGAAGGGCAGCUACGCAAAGUGCAGAUAAUGAAAGAGGAGCUAACGAGCAAGAAGACUGAAAUUGAGAUGCUCGGGCAGACACUGUCCGAGCUCUCCGAGACUCUCGCACCGGAGCCUUCUGAACAGCUCCUCAAGAGCCUGGAGAGCCUAAGGUCAACGCUUGAGGAACUGUGCAAGCUUCUGGAGAAGCGAGAGGAACUCCUGCAGGAUGCCGUCAGGUUCCAGUCAUGGCAGAAAGAUUUUAUAGAGCAGGUGCGGCUGGUGCAGCAAAACGUGGAGUCCCAGCGUGCCAAGGUGGAUAACCUCGAGGAGACGGCCAAGGAGCUGCGCAACCUGAAUGAGCAGCUGAAGAAGAAAGUUCCCGAGGCCACCAGGACUGACAAGUUGGCCACGCAGGUGCAAGUAACAUUCAGGGACAGCAGCACCAACAAUGUAACAAGCCUGCGUGGACAAACCGACAAGUUGCAGGGCCACCUGGACAAGGUGGGGAAAGUGCUGCAGAAGAAGCAAGAAGAGGUCACUCAACUGGAGAACAAGUGGGACAACUUCAACAAAAAGCUGGUGGACAGCAAGCAGUUUGUGACCACCACGACUGAGACGCUGCACCGCCUGCAGCCCAAGUCGGCCACGCCCGAAGCCCUCGCUGCCAUGGUCAAUGAAGUGGAACAACUCCAGAAGAAGCUUAAGGAGCAGCAGAACGCUCAGGAGUCCACCCAGCAGUUGGGUCGUUCGCUCAUCGAAGCGGAUGCGUCGUGCUUCCCCAAGGUCCAGGAACCACUGGGCUCCCUGGCCUCCGACUGGGAGAACCUGUCCUCUGAAGUGACCAGGACGCUCAAGCUCUUGGGAUCCACCCAGAGCUUGUGGAAGGAAUGUCGACAGCUGGAGAACAAGCUCGACGACACAAUGGACAAAGUGGAGAAAACCCUCGAAGAGGUGCAGGCUUCUCCGGCUGAAGACGGGAAAUCUCUCACUGAGAAUGCAGAAAAAGUUGGAGCUCAGCAGGAAGAAGUUCGCAAGCAACAACCAGCCUUUGACUCGUACCAGCAGAAGACGCAGGAGCUCAUAGAGAAAACCGAAGCCAUCGAGAGCCUCGCCCCGGCUGGCGAAGAGCUCAAGGAGUCGCUCAAGAAUCGCGAGGACCGCUGGCGCAAAGGGGCCCAGAUGUUGCAGUCCAUGCUGCGCGACCUCGAGGGUCGCUACAAUGUCUGGAAGCAGGCCGAGAUGACCCGCGAGGAAAUUCUCGCCUGGCUCGAGGACAUCUGCCAGUGCAUGCGCGGGGCCCUGGACCACCUCGCCCAGGGAGAGCAGGGACGAUCUGUGCUGGACCGCUACGAGACGGAGCUGGAGACCCAGCAGCAGCUGUUUACAAACCUCCAGGAGCAGCUGGAGUCGCUGGACAUGCCACAGGCUCUGGACUCGGCUCGCAGUUCCAUCCAGUGUGGCUUUGAAGAAGCACAGGACCUGGCUGACCGCCUGCGCUCCAUGCUGAGCCAGGUGGAGGAGCAGGAGGCUGACGUCAAGACUGAGAUGGACAAGUUUUCCGACUGGCUGCGUCAGCAGAAGGAGGCCCUGUCACGCUGCGAUAACACCACGGGCUCUGACGAAGUGUUAUUGCAGCGUCUGGAGGAGUGCCGGAAACUGGAAGAAGCUCUGAACAAAAAUGAUGGCUUGGCCCGAAUUGAGGAGAAGAUGGCCAGGCUGGUGCGCAACCAGCCAGACCUGGAGGUGCGCCACCUUCAGAGGGAACAGGACAAGCUGAAAGCCAGGCUCGAAGCAGCCAAGAACCAGGCUUCGAGGGCUGCAGCAGCACUGCUCUCCAUUCUCGAUCGCCACCACCAGGGAACGCUGGCCGAACUGCAGCACUGGCUGUCCACGGCCAACGACAAACUGGCGUGGUGCAGUGGAGGUGCCGAAGGAGCCACGCAGGGUGACCGCUUUGGCCUCGAGGCUCGGCUGGUCACGUUGCAGGAACUGGAAUCUACCCUGGAGCAAGGAGAGAAGCGACGCGAGCAAUACUGCAAUGCCGUCAACCUGCUGAGCCAGGCGUGCGCGCCCGAGCGCGUGCCCUCGCUGCAGGAUGAGUGCAGCCGCAUCUGCACCGAGUGGUCCACGUUCACCUCGACCCUGACCGAAACGAGGGAGGCCCUCAAGCGCAGCCUGGACCAGUGGCAGCACUUCGAGACGCUGUUCGAGAGCCUCUCGGAUUGGCUGCGGGAUGCCGAGGCGAGAGCCAAGAGCGAGGCCGCCAGUCAAGUCGACCUUCCCUUGCUCAAGGACCAAAUUUCCAUCCUGAAGUCCUUGCUGGAAGAAGUGCAUGGCCAGAAGCCCAGCAUGCAGGAGCUGGAGUCAACUGUGGCCAGUGUCACGGCUCACGUGCCGGACACCCAAGUGCCCAACCAAGUGUCCCAGUUGGCAGCCCGGCUGAUGAACUUGGAAGCCACACUGCAGGGUGCACUUGCACAGCUUGAGCAGCUGGAGCAGACGCAGAAGGCCUUCGAGCAGGCCAAGCAAGACCUGCGUGACUGGCUGUCCCAAAUGGAAGCCAGUCUGGACGGCUGCAAGAACGUCCCCGGUGACCAGAAGGCAUUGGAGGCUCACCUGAAGAGGCUGCAGGAGCUGCAGAAGCAGAAAGGAGCUGGACAGGCACUGCUCAAUGCGGUGGUGGACAACGGUGAAGCCAUGUACCUCUCACUCAGCGUGGAGAGCCGGGACCUGGUGCGCAAAGAGACCAGGGGCCUGCGUGACGCCUGGGACUCGGCCUGGGACAAGCACACCGCCCUGGUGAAGGGACUCGAGUCCUCUCUCAUGGCUUGGAGUGGAUUCCAGGACAGCUGUGGCCGAGUUGCCUCGUGGCUUGCGGACAUGAACACGCUUAUUGGAAGUGACGUGGAACUCAAGCCGAAUCUGUCUGAGAAGCAGUUGCAGCUCCAAAACAUCAGGGCACUGUCCCAAGAUGUGAUGUCACAUCAAGCAGUGGUCUCCAAGCUGCAGACCAAGAGCCAGGAGCUCAAAGAGACGUCAAUGGCAGGACAAGUUGACGGCUUGGUGUCCAACUAUGAAGCACUCUGCGCUCGGACAAAGGCAAACAUUGCUCAGUGCGAGAAGCGCGUGAGUGAACACGAAGCCUACCAGCAUAGCCUUGAACGCUUCCUGGACUGGGUCAGCACGCUUAAGGCUACUGUUGAUGGACCCGAGGAACAGGGUGACAUGGAAGCCAUCAAGGCCAAGAUGGCUGCAUAUGCGCUGGUGUUGGAGAGCGAGCCAGAGGCCUGCGCCAAGCUGGAGCACCUGCGGGACGCCCUGGAGUCGCGCGUGCUGCCCGGCACCUGCCCGUCGGGACACGAGGCGUUGCAGGAGCAAUACGCAGCUGCCCGAGCCCAGUGGGAGGCCCUGCUGGACACCUGCGAGGAGGGCCACUCCCACGCCAAGGAGACGCUGGACCGCUGGGACGAGGCCACCAAAACGCUGGACGAGCUGGAGCAGUGGCUGGCAUCUCAGCGGGCCCGCUGCCAGGACAUCCCGCUGCAGGCCACUGCGGAGGCCAAGCGACAGCAGCUGGACACCCUGAAGAAAGUGGAGCAGGACGUCGUUGCCAAGGAAGGGGACUUUUCUGCGCUGUCCAAGAACGCCCAAGCCGCACCAACAGACACCAUUAUGACACCUCAGCUGGACAAACUGCGCAGCAAAUACCACCUGCUCAGAAACACCAUCAAGGAGGCCGUAGCCAAGUGGGAGAAGCUGGCCAAGCAGCACGAGGCCUUCGACAAGCUUCUGGCCGAGCUUGAGGAGUGGCUCGCGCAACCAGAAAAGGAACUCGACGAGAUUGUUGACGCCAAGGCUGACCUGGCCUCAACGCAGGAUCAGAAGAACAAACUUGAGAACUUGAGCGAUCGCCUGGCCCAGCGAAGCAGCAGCAUGGAUGAGCUCGUGGAGUCUGGCGAACGCCUGUACUCUCACACCGCACCCGAUGGCAGGGAAACCAUCCGGCAGCAGCUCAGGCAUGUCAAGGGUCGCUGGCAGACCCUGGUGGAGCGGUCAACCGAAGCCCUGGCCGAACUGGACCAACGACUGCAGCAGUUGUCGGGCCUGUCCCAGAGUCAGGACCAGCUGCGCCAGUGGAUCGAGGAUGUCAAGACGGCCCUGGACAGCUGCAGCCAGCCCCGGGCCACGCUUCAGGAGAAGAAGGCUCAGCUUCAGACGCACAAGGUGGUUCACCAAGACAUCAUGUCCCACCAGCCAGCCAUAGACAGUAUGUGCGAGCGUGCCCAGAACCUUUCAGCCACUGCUGCUGGCAAGGACACUCUCGGAGACCACGUUCAGAGCACCAGGGCUGCUUUCCAGGAGCUCUGUACAAGGUCGCAGGGUUUGACUGGCCAGCUGACGUCAGCUGUGGAAGAUCACCAGAAGCUGGUGGACAAGGUGGUGGCCUUCCAGGACUGGAUCCAGAGCUUCCAGGAUCAGCUGCAGGAGCAUAAGGACACCACGGGAGAGAAGAAGGCCAUUCAGGGACGCCUUGAACAGCUUACGGAACUGACCGAGAAGAGCAAAGAGGGUGAGGUGCUGCUGUCCGAGGUCCGAGAGCAGAGCCAGGUAGUGUCGGCCUGCAGCUCCCCGCAGGGCCAGGCGCUGCUGUCGCGGGAACUGCAGGGGCUGCAGGAGCUCCUGGGCAAGACGCUCACCUCACUGCAAGAGGCACGGCGCAACCUGGAGAACACGCUGCAGCAGUGGGGGGCGUACGAGUCGCACCUGGCCUCCCUCACCCAGUGGCUGUCGGACACGGAGGCCGAGCUGCGCGCCCCUCAGAUGCCCGCCACGCUCGCCGACAAGGAGGCCCUCUCUGCACGUGGAAAGGAGCUGCGAAGCAAGAUUGCUGAGAAGCAGAAGAGCGUGGACAGCUUUAUCGACGAGGCCCACUGCCUUCUCCAGCUGUCCGGCGUGGAGCUCGUGCGAGCACAAAUGUCGCAGUGCAACGCCAGAUACCAGUCCCUGCUGGCAACGAUAAAGGACUUGGCUGCUCGCUGGGAAGGCAUGGAGAAAGACCAGCGAGAGUACGAGAAGGCCAUGGCUAGCUGCAACGCUUGGCUCGACGAGGCGGAGCAGACGCUGAGUGAAAUCCAGAGUGACACUGCAGCACCCGAAGAGAAGCUCACUCGACUUGAGACAUUGGUUGUGGGCAAGGUUCAUGGCCAGCAGCAGCUCAACCUGGCUUCUCGCCUUGGAGAGCACCUGUACCAGGAUACCGCCGCUACAGGAAGAGAUCAGGUGCGGCUUGAGCUGCGUGAACUGCACGAGCGAUGGGAAUCUUUGGAGUCCAAGAUCGCAGAACUGCAGAAGCAGCUGCAAUUGCAGAGCCAUGCUCGCAGCAGCUUUGUUGAUUCACUGAGCCAGGUCCAGAUGUGGCUCGACAAUGCUGAAAAGACCGUUGCCGAAGCCCGAGACAAGCUCCCGUCACUCCAGGAAGCACAGGGGCGUCUACACUCACUCAAGCUGCUGCAACAAGAAGCAGUGCUGCAGCGAAGGCAGCUGGAUUCUUUGGAAGAGAUGUCACGGGGCGAUGCAUCAUCUAAAGAGAGUCUCGAGACAACAUCAACACGCCUUGGUAUUGUCACUGAAGAACUGAAGACGUUGCUGGCCAGCCUCGAGAAGCUGUCGGCGCUGGCACAGGAGCAACGCGAGCGCAAGGAGCAGCUCGCCGCCUGGCUUGAGCAGAUGCACGAACGACUCGACCUGUGCCGAGACAUCACCGGAAGCCGACCCGUGCUCAAGACCCGCCUCGACAAGCUUCAGGAGCUGGAGAAGCAGCAGCCCGAAGGGGCGUGCAAGGCCCAGGCUCUGGCCGAGUGUACCGCGACGCUCGUGACGCUGCUGACACCGCGCGAGCGGGCCGCGCUGGAGCAGGAGAGCGGCACGCUGGAGGGCAGCGUGGCACGGCUGGGCGCCGAGGUGGAGCAGGCCCGGCACGCGCUGUCGGCGCAGCUCCGCCUGUGGGACGCAUACGAGGAGCACUACGAACGACUGCUAGGCUGGCUGCAGGGCGCCGAGCAGACGGUGCAGCAGUUUGCCCUGCAGGCCACCCUCGACGAGAAGAGGCAGCAGCUGGACAAGUUCCAGAGCCUGCUGAGCGAACUACAUGCCACAGAACGAGACUUCGACUCCCUCUCGGACAAGGCUCAGGAGCUGAUGGUGUCCAGCGGAGAGAUGCGGCUUUCCAUGGCUGUCAGCCAGCUCACCGCACGCUUCCAGUCUCUCUUGGAGACCUGCAAGGAAUUGGUGAAGAAAUGCGAGCAGCACGUUCAGGAUCACUCCCAGCUCGAGAAGAAGCACGCCGAGUGCGCCAAGACUCUAGCCCAAGCGCAAGAAAUGUUUGUUGAAAUUCAGGCGCUUCCAAGCGGCAACAAGGAGAGACUCACCCACAAGCUGGCACAAGUGAAGGAGCUGCUGCAGGGCAAGAGUGAGGCCCUGAACCUGGUGAAUGCGACGGUGCAGAUCGCCGAGCAGGUCCAGGUGGGCAGCUCCCCCGAGGGCUGGAAGGCCAUCCAGGGACUCCUUCAGCAGCUGCAGUCGGCCUACGAGGCUGUCUUCGACAAGGCCCAGAACCUGGAGCGCGUGCUGCAGUCGUCACAGUUCCUCUGGUCCGAGUACCAUGAGGCCCUGCAGAGGCUGCAGACCUGGCUCAAGGGCCUCGCGGCCAAGGCCGAGGGGGCCUCGCGCCUCUGCACCACUCUGGACGAGAAGAAGGCGCACCUCCGCACUUGCCGAGGUCUCCUUGCAGAGCUUAACGAACGUGAGCAAGCCAUAGAAGACAUCCAGAUCAAGGCCGAAGCCAUUGCUGACCGUGACAAUGAAUCCCAAGAGAUGCUGGACGCUGUGGUUAAGGGCCAUAAAGAACAGACACAGAAGCUACAGGAGGCAGUGAAGUUCUUGGAGGAUGCAGUAACCCAACACGAAGAGCUUAGCAAGCACUUGGGCAAUGUCCGAGACUGGCUGAGUAGCAUGCAGGAACAAGCCGUGGCACUUUCGAACCUUGGCCUCGACCAGCUGGCUUUGUACAGCAAUUUGGAAAGGCUCAAGGCGAUCGAGGCCAGUUUCGGCACCCAGGAUGAGGAGAUGAAACGAGCCGAGAAGCAGCUGCCUGUUGUGCUUCAGAGUACCCUGCCUGCUGGCCACAACGUUGUGGUGGGAGAACUGGAUGCCUUGAAGCAGCAAUGGCAGGUGGUGAGUGACAUGGUGACUCGGGCACGCGAGUCCCUGGAACAACUGCUGAGCCGGUGGGAGGAGCACCACGUCCAGGUGGAGAAGCUCCAGCAGUGGAUGUCGGAGCGGGAUGCCGAGCUGCAGGGGCUGCUGCUCUGCGACACGCUUGAGGCCAAGAGAAGCCGCCUGGAAAAGCUGCAGGAGACGUUGCGGGAUUUGCGAGCGAAGGAACUUGAGGUGGAUUCCCUGACCGAAAGAGCACAGCAGCUUCACGGAGGCCACAGCACACGUCGCAGUAGCCGUCUCGCUGAUUUGGCUCUGCGUUACCAGCAGCUCCUAGUUGCCCUCACGGAGGCAGUCACAAAGUGGACCCAAUACGUCACCAACCACCAGACCCUGGACAAGCAGGUGGCCGACGCUCAGCAGCAGAUCAAGCAGGCCAACGAGAAGCUCGACCAGUGCGAACUGACGGAUGGCUCGCUGAGUCAGUUGGAAAGCAAGCUGGCCAUCAUCCAGGAGGUGUCGCACAACAAGGAUGCGCUGGUGUCGCUAGUGCAAUCCGCCACCGAGCAGUGCCAGACGGUGCUGGGUGAGACGGCCCCCGUGGGUCACGGACCCCUGAGCCGGACCCUGCAGAACCUCACCGAGGCCAAGCUGGCCCUGCUGCAGCGACUGUCAGCUCUGAGGGCCACCCUGGACCACGCCCGGCAGCUCUGGGGAGGCCUGAGCACACUCACCAAGCAGGUUCUGUCUGCUGUGGAGGGCAUAGAAGCCUCCUUGGUAGAUGCAGGCAAACUGCAAGAGACCCUGGCUGAAAAGAAGGCACACGCCGAACGAUCAAAGGUCCUGGAGCAACGUCUUCUGCAAGAACAAGCACAGGUUGACAACUUGAAAUCACGAGCCGCCGAGCUAGCCAAGAGUCACCCGGGCAACGAGCAUUCAGAACCAGCCUUCGAAGCUGUCGAGCGGUUCAAGGAUGCAUGCAAGCGUGCAGAGAAACUUGUCGAGACCACGGAGAAGGCGUACAGGAGUCACCUCGACUUCAAGAACGCCUGCGACGACUUGGUGUCUUGGUUGCGUCAGCUGAGAGAAAAAGUGCCACCGUUCACCCGCUCGCUGAGUGACAGGCUCAGCCUCGAAUCGAGCAUAUCAGUUCUGGAGGACCUACUGGCCAAGCGUGCAGAAGGAAACUUGAAGCUCGAUGCAGUGGUCGCUGCUGCCGAGACAACAAAGGCUUCUACGUCGGAGCCUGGCAUUGCACUUUUGGACAAUCAGGUCUCUGCACUUAAGGGCGACCUCACAAGCCUUUUUGAUGAGAUUUCCACCACAAAGGAAAAGCUGGGCACAACAUGCUCUCAGCUGCGGGAGUUCCGCGAAGAGUACGAGCACAUGAGUGAGUGGCUGCAGCUGAUGGAAGACGACAUCAAGAACCAGCGAACACUACUGUGGCCCACACUGGAAGAGAAGAAGAAGGCAUUUGAAACGGCACAGGGUCUUGUGGAAGAGCUCGAGAAAGGUCACGAGACCCUGGACAGGGUGACCUUACUCGCCCAGGGCCUGCUAACAUCACACUUGGACACCUACAUCCGCAACCAGCUCACGCUGGUCAGCUCGCGAUACCAAGUCACUCUCAAUUUGGCCAAGGAUCUCCUUGGAAGGGCUCGCGACGUCUACAAUCAGCACGAGCAGUACCGCACCGCCGCGGUGGCCGCUCGCGAAUGGAUGGACAGCAUGGCCGCUUCCCUGGCCGAGUGUUCAGGCCCAACCACUGCCAAGAGCGAUGUGGAGGCGCAGCUUGCCAAAGUGCAGGGUAUGGUGAGGAAACAAGACGAAGGCCACGCCCUGGUGCACGCAGCCCUGACGGCCGGCGAGAAGACCCUGCGAGGCACGCACACGUCUGGCAAGGCCCCGCUCAACCAGGAGAUGCAGGACCUCCAGAAGCAGUGGGACCGCCUCGUGCUCAAACUUUCCGAUGCCAAGGUAUCUCUGGAGACAGCCCUUCUUCAGUGGACCGACUACAGUUCUUCGGAGCAGCGCCUCCUCCAGUGGAUUGCAGACCACGACAAUCAGCUGGAAGAAGUCAAGAAGAAACGCCAGAGCACCUCCGUCAAGGAGUCGGUCACGCAACGCAAGGCCAGGCUCAGGAGGGCCAACAGCCUUGUAAAGGAUGUCGAGUCAUUCGAGCCCAUGGUUGAGUCUCUCGCCAUCAAGGCUCAGGAGCUCCAGCAGACCUCGGCAGCCCCCAAGCCCGAGAUCUCGGGAAAAUACAACAAUCUGGCUGGCUCUGUCAAGGAAUUUCUGCGGCAGCAGAAGUCUGUCAUGGGCCAUCUGCAAGAGUUCAUGGACGCCUGUGCUAACCUCAGUACCUGGCUGGAACAGGCGCAGGAAAAACUGAACAAGUGUGCGGAGCCUUCGGGUGACCGCAAUGAGCUGAGAAGCAAACAUGGCACACUGAAGGUGCUGGAGGCCGAGCAGGAGGAAGGGCAGAAACGGCUGCAGCUGAUGCUCGCCCUGGCAGAGACGGCGCGUGGCUUCAUGGAGGACGAAGCAGAACAGCAGCACGUCGACCAGGAGGCUGGCCAGCUGGUCAAGGCCGUGGAGGAAUUCGAAGAACGCAUGGCACAGGUCAAAUCUGCGCUUGAUGUGGGCCUGGUCAAGUGGGACGAGUACGAGGAACAGUUCCGCCGUUGCCAGGACUGGCUGAAUCAGCAUGAGCCACAGGUUCGCUCGUUCCAGCAACUGCAGCCUGACCUCGAGUCCAAGCGGGUCAAACUGGAAGAGUUCCAGUUCUGUGUGAGUGCAGCUUGA
Messenger RNA from Dermacentor andersoni, 16691 nucleotides. The record is from RefSeq and is a predicted model, not a curated record. NCBI's taxonomy places the organism in Eukaryota, Metazoa, Arthropoda, Arachnida, Ixodida, Ixodidae.